This is a messenger RNA of Thermochaetoides thermophila DSM 1495, 366 nucleotides long. RefSeq lists its product as uncharacterized. The transcript is spliced from 2 exons. The record is from RefSeq and is a predicted model, not a curated record. NCBI's taxonomy places the organism in Eukaryota, Fungi, Ascomycota, Sordariomycetes, Sordariales, Chaetomiaceae. Bases 1 to 366 code for a protein of 121 amino acids.
AUGUUUCCCCUUACUCACGCCGGUUUUGCCCCGGGUUCGGGAAACCCCUACGGGUUCAAGAGCCAGAAUGGGUUGAAGGCUGUCAAGCUCUUCCUUUCGAGGACCAUUGUCAAUGGCAAGCAAAUCGGCAGAGGGUACACCUACGUGAGGCGCAGCACCAACUCUUACAACCCUGCCUUCCAAGACCUUACCAAGGAAGACUUGCGAUGCAAUGUGGGUGCCAAGCCCGGCGACAACGUCAAAACCCUCGAGGUCAACACCGGCGACAGGGUUGGUUUCAAAGUCUUCAACAACGAGCUGAUCGAGCACACCGGCCCAAGUUUCGUGUAUAUGUCCAAGGUGCCCUACGGGGUUGCUGGGGCCUAG